AUGACGUCAUCGUUCGAUGCGUACGACCUCAUGCGGCGAUCAAUCCUAUCCUCAAUCAUGGGUUUAAGACGGAAACCACGGCCUAGUACUACAGUGGAACGUACUGCACCAGGAACAGCAUGUUCUUCAUCUCCACUUCCUCGUGUUGUACAUCAACCAGAGAUUGAACGUACGCCUCAUGACAUCUACAGAGAAAUUGGCUGGUUUGAUGUGCAGCCAAUUCUGAACGCCAGCUGCCACGUCAACUCCACUCUCCGAUUUCGAUUCGUCACCUACGUCACCGAACGAUCUUCCCAUUACAUCACCACCACCACCGCCGUCAAAUCUUCCUUUAUCGCCGCCACCGUCACUCAUUGCUUCACCGUAUCCGUUCCCUUUGGAACCAUUCGUUGCAGAACCACAUGCCCAACCUUAUGCACUAAUGUUGCCUGA
Molecule: messenger RNA, 432 nt
Organism: Cooperia oncophora
Lineage: Eukaryota; Metazoa; Nematoda; Chromadorea; Rhabditida; Trichostrongylidae
Source: the annotation of a GenBank genome assembly